UAAAUUUAAAGGGCCACACUGGACAGCUGUGUCUGUGUGUAUGACUAUAGGACGUGCAUGUUCCUGUUUCAAUGCUCGCACUUCAUCUCCUUCAUUAGAUCAGUGUAAAACCUGCAGGACUUAUUCCUCUUAUUGUCAUCUGUGUUUUAUUUACUGUCAUUAUGGGAGCAUAUAUUGCCAAGAUGCUGCUUCCCACAGUGAGCAGCCUGGUGUUCCUGCCCACAGCAAGUGUGGCCGCCAAGAGGGGCUUCCACAUGGAGGCCAUGGUCUACUUCUUCACCAUGUUCUUCACGGCGAUCUAUCACGCAUGUGACGGACCAGGUCUCUCCAUCUUGUGUUUUAUGAGAUACGACAUCCUCGAGUACUUCAGUGUUUACGGCACAGCACUCUCCAUGUGGGUCACACUAAUAGCCCUGGGUGAUUUUGAUGAACCACAGCGCUCCACUAUCACCAUGUUUGGAGUGUUGACCAUUGCUGUGAGGAUCUAUCAGGAUCGCUGGGGCUAUGGGAUAUACUCUGGACCGAUUGGAUCUGCCGUCUUCAUUAUCACUGUCAAAUGGCUGCAGAAGAUGAAGCAGCUGCGGGCAGUAUUUCCAGAGAAGACUGUGUACACGCAGCAGGUCGGUCCAGGUUGCUGCUUCGGUGCCCUUGCUCUGAUGCUGCGUUUCUUCUUUGAGGAGUGGGACUACGCCUAUGUUCACAGCUUCUACCAUCUGUCUCUGGCUGUGUCCUUCAUCCUGCUGCUGCCAAAGAAGAACCGUUAUGCCGGGACAGGACAAAAUGCUGCCAAGCUCAGCUGCUUCACUCUGUGCUGCUGUACCAUAUCCCCGGGCACUGUUAAAGACAAGACAGAUAAGCCAAAGAAGAAGUCUUCUCGCUCUGUGUGGACAAUCCCCACUGUGAAGCCACAAGUGUGCAGCACCUCCACCCUGCCUCUGUGCAGCCCCCCACCCUCCAUACCUGUCAAAGGCACUAGCAUCAGCAAGCUCAAAGAGAUGAACGGCUGGAAGUGAAGCCAAAAAACAUAACAAAUGAGGACUUCAUCCCGAGGAGCAGGCAUGGACAGUGGUCGGCUACGAGCACAGAAUGGGAACAUUACCAAAUAACUGUCGGCCAAGUGCUGAUAAACUUGUACAUGGCUGGUAAGUUAAUCUACUUCAGCAGGAAACCAACCAUCAUGUGAAUGUUUUGACUCCAAAAAUUCCACCUUGGCCAGUAGAAUGUUUAAGGUCAGCAGCGACUUUUAGGAAUCUAGCAGCCGUUGUCACCAGGUAAGAAAGAUCACAUCAAGGCAGUGGUGUGGUUAUAAACUUUUAAGGGCAACAGCCAGAAGGUAAAAUCAGCCUUGUGGUGCCCUUAAAGACCUGAUAAGAAUGCAGAGAUCUAAUGCACUUGUCCAAAAGCUGAGGACAGGCAACACACUAUGCAAGAACACACACAGCACGAACAGGGAGACAGUGGCUGAGACAAGCCAGUAAAACUGACUGGGAAAUUUAUGACAAGAACAAACAGGCAGAUGUUUUAUCUCUCCAAAAUAUAUAAAUUGUCUUUAGAAAUGUUCCUCAGGGGACACCCUUCGUCUGCUCGCCUCUGUCUGCACACCCCUCCUCUUUCUCUUUCCCGUCUCUGUCAGGAAAAGGAACCACGCGGCUCAAUUCACUUAUGAGAAUUACAAGACUUUAAAGCACAUUUUACCGCUUUUAUAUGUUCUCAAGGUGCCAAAUGUGUCAAGUGAAGCAUCAGACAUCAGAUUGAGGAGCAGCGGCGGCCCAGACAUCAGUCUGUGACCAAACUGCAGCAUCUUGAUGCAUUUCUGGAUCAACAGGAGGACUUCUCUUCUCUCUGUGGAUUUCUGUCCCUAACAUUUAUGGUUCAGACUGUGUCAUGUUUCUGGUGAAAACUUUUAUAAACUUAUUAUUUAUUACAGAGCAGAGUGAUUUUUUA
Messenger RNA from Solea solea (common sole), 1944 nucleotides. It is a transcript of the gene mymk, whose product is annotated as myomaker, myoblast fusion factor. Gene Ontology annotation, cellular component: plasma membrane. The record is from RefSeq and is a predicted model, not a curated record. Bases 162 to 1013 code for a protein of 283 amino acids. The transcript has 6 exons. NCBI's taxonomy places the organism in Eukaryota, Metazoa, Chordata, Actinopteri, Pleuronectiformes, Soleidae.